UUUUGUCUUGUUGAUUUUUGAUAGUUAGAUGAUUAGUUCAAUUUGCUAAUAUGUCUAUCUUGGUUUCUCAUUGGUAUUUGCUUUAUGCUUGGGUUUUGGUUUGUUGCACAUUGUUUACAAUAUUAAGAAGGUUGAUGACGCCCUCCAACUGUUCGAUGAAAUGCCACAAACAUAAACUCUAUGAUAUCCUUGUUAGUUUAAUUUAAAAUACUGAAAGAUUGGUUACACAAUUUGAUUAUUGAUCUGAAGAGUACUUAUUUUACUUGUUUUCUAUGCGAUUACGUGGCAUUUACUUCUUAGGGAUAGUAAUUAAAAUCUAUAAGGAAGCCUACAAAAGAAUGGAAGUAACAUUGUUGCGUUGUAGUUACUCAAGAUAUUGUUGGAGAAUGGGUUGUUUUCGAACUAGUGAAAGGUAAUUCACCUAUGAUUUGUUGUCCAAUUUGUCAUUGAAAUUGUGUGGUAUCAUGAUCAUGUUCUUUCAUGUUCGAUGGCUUUUUAGGACCUUUGAUUUUAAGAUGAAAGAUGGUCAUGGAUUUAGGGUUCAUGACAAAUUUAACCACACACCAACUUUGAAUUGAGUGUUGUACAUAUUUUUAGAGAAUUAUUAGUACAUGAAACGAAGUUAUAAACAUAAUCAACCAUACCUCUUUCAUAGCAUGUUGACAUAUUCUAUUAGAUGCAUCAUUCAUAAUCUACCAGUAGUCACAUUGUUUUAAUUUCAUUUGAUGAGUAUAUAGCAAUGUCAAUUUCAAUAAAUCUCGUGGUUUCUCUACCUAAUAAGUUGUUUGCCAAAUUGAUUUCAUAAACACUAAUUCCUAUAUCAUGUUAAACAUGUUUUCUAAAUUUCUAGCUUACACAUCAAGUUGCCUAAUGUAUUCCCAAAGUACUAAUCAAGUGCUAGCACGUAGCACGCUGUCAGUAAGAAGGUAGCCGGCUCCUUUCGAAGCCUAAGCCCAUUUCUUAAAUAAUCUUUAGUUUCCUCAUGUACAUUAAUGUACACGCUACAUUUGUAGUCCUUUAAAUCAUCCAUUUUUCCACAUAUCUAGUAAUUUGGUGCAUAUUUUUGUUGAUCGAAAAUGUUGACAUUUGAAAAAUGAUCUGUAAGUGCCCCAUGGUGAGUGGUAACUAGUGUGGUUCUCUUCAUUUGAAAACUCACGAUUCACCGGUAAAUCCUUGGUCUCCUAGAAAUGGUGUGUUUUGUCUGAUUUUUAGUUUGGGUGCAUUUUUUAGGUUUUUCGCCCUGGGGAUUAAGAACCCUCAGGAUCAGCCCUGGCCUGGAGUCAUCAUAGGUGAACCUCUAUAGCCGCAAGGGCUUUCACAACGCCUGGAUUCGAACCCAAGGAAGCAGAGUAGGGGAAGAAUCAAGCGAAUUGUUGUUUGUAUCGUGGAUCAAGUGCGCAUCUGGAAGUUGGCGUGUCUACCGCUUCCUGGUUGAGAGAUCAGUUAGACGAUUUUUAUCUGGAGGAAAGAAAUGGAAGAUUCUUCUGCUUCUGAAGAUGCCUUUUUUUCGAUUCCUCAUGGUGGUCCUAUAUACAUCUCUGAUAUGGUUGGUCCACUCACUAGUGUUUCUAGAUUCCAGUCAUGUGUUGAAGAAGAACUGAAGGAUAUCAGAAAGGAGCUGUGCUUGGACUUUACUGAACAACAUCAUCAUGAAAUUGUGGUUGAUGAACUUAAAAUCCUCAGUGAGGAGGAGUUGGUGGAUAUAGCAUUUCAAGCAUCACUCAAGGGUGGUAACUUGACAGGAGAUCGUUCACUAUCAUCAGAAGAUUGCUCCAACGGGACAAGGAAUGAUAGUAGAAACCUUGAUGUAGAUCUUUCAUGCUCUAUAAAAUCAAGAAGAGACGAGGAUUAUGAACCUUCAAAUUAUUUUCCAAAGAGAUCUAAGACAACCAGUGAUGAUGGGAAGAUGAAUGGAGACAUAUCUAAUAUGAGAAAAAGAGCGACACAAAAUGAUACGACCCAUGAAGAAAAUUAUAUGGCAGAGGUAGAGAAACUUGCUAGAAUUAAAGAAAAACAAGAAGAAGAUAAAUCAGCUGCGAGAUUGCAUUCUUUUAGUGGUGCUUGCGGGCCUGUUACAUGUGUGACUCCCUCCUCAGAGAAGAAAGAACGAAUGUCAUCCUUUAAUUCGACAAGUUACUCGACCAAGGUGAAACCAUCGAGUAAUCGUGAGAACAUACCUCUACAUAGUAGUGAGAUCCUUCUUUGCAUAGAGGUGUAUCAUAGUCGAAAAGCAUGGGUUAAGACUCAAGAAAUCUUGGUUCUUGGACAACAAUUAUUAACAGAACUCAGGGACAAAAUAUAUUGUUUGACAGAUGAAAUCAUGAAGUUAUCCAACAAGAACGAUCCAUCUGGAUAUUUUCUCAUAGAAGAUAUAUUUUAUAAUGAUUUGAGGGAAGCCGAUGCUAUAGACUACAGUAAGCCCAUACUUGAUUGGCUUAAAGUAUCUGAAAAAACUGCACUUGAAAAGUGGGAAUGCAUUAUAUCUGGUGAAUUGCAGCAAAAGCAGAAAGAACUUUUAGGCAGUGGAAAUGGACCAAAAUUGCCUCGUCUUAAAGCUCUUCCGAUGCAGGCAACACGCUUUUGUGAUUUAAGUUUCCGACUUGGUGCAGGUUAUCUGUACUGUCAUCAGGGUGAUUGUAAGCAUGUAAUGGUGAUUAGAGACAUGAGAUUAAUCCAUCCACAAGAUGUACAGAAUCGAGCCGCAUAUCCGUUGAUUAUGUUCCAAUCGAAGGUGCGUUUCCAGAAGUGCUCAAGCUGUAAGAUUUACAAAGCAGUAAAAGUGACCGUGGAUGACAAAUGGGCUCCGGAAAAUCCUUGCUAUUUCUGUGGGAUUUGCUAUUACAUGCUUCACUAUUCCAACAAUCAACUCAUAUACAACAACUUCAAGGUGUUCGAUUAUAUUCAUGAUUAGUUUCAAUAGGAUCGGGUUUUUUUCCAUUUAUUUAGAGGAUGAGGUUCAAGCGAAUGAUAACGGGUUGCCGGUUUGUGUCAAGUUAAAGGUUUUAUGCUACUUGCAUCAUGAGUUUUGUA
Molecule: messenger RNA, 3030 nt
Organism: Cynara cardunculus var. scolymus (artichoke)
Lineage: Eukaryota; Viridiplantae; Streptophyta; Magnoliopsida; Asterales; Asteraceae
Product: snRNA-activating protein complex subunit
Exons: 13
Coding region: 1472-2911 (479 amino acids)
Biological process (GO): snRNA transcription by RNA polymerase II; snRNA transcription by RNA polymerase III
Cellular component (GO): snRNA-activating protein complex
Molecular function (GO): core promoter sequence-specific DNA binding; RNA polymerase II cis-regulatory region sequence-specific DNA binding; RNA polymerase III type 3 promoter sequence-specific DNA binding
Source: RefSeq, a predicted model, not a curated record